This is a messenger RNA of Peronospora farinosa, 996 nucleotides long. Lineage: Eukaryota; Oomycota; Peronosporomycetes; Peronosporales; Peronosporaceae. The record is from the annotation of a GenBank genome assembly.
AUGCUCCGCGUGGAGCUUCGUCUACGGGCGUCUCCUACUUCCUUACGUCGUCUUCAGCACUCGGCAACUUCUACUUCUGUUUUAUCUACAUCUUCCAUCAAUUCCACGGGUCCCGGUUCAUCUUCUGAAGCCAAUGGAAAUGGAGAGGAGCCACCGAAGUACAAGCCUGGAUGGUUCAGUCGUAAUCCUGGCGUAACAUUGGGCGGGAUUCUCUUGGGUAUUGGCUGUUAUAUCUAUAGAGGGUCCAGGAGUAAGAAAAACUUUGAGGCACUGCAGAAUCCUAUCGCAGAAGCGGCAGUUAUCUCACCCUAUGAGGCUUGGGAGCUCCGUAGCAGCAACAACAUUACACCCGAGACCUUUGAGGACAUAAGAGAUGGAGUGACAAAGGCAUUUCCUGCUGGUAAGGCUACAAUGCAACACUUUGACCAGUAUCUGGGCUUCAAGCUGGCUCAAGCGUGUCCGACGGGAGUGAAGAAAGCUUAUCAUCUGGAAAGAGUCUUAUUAAGUCUAGAGAAAGACAAAGAUCACAAGAGUGACGUCGAUGCGCAGAUGGUGGCCUUCUCCAUGGCUGUUAAGGGGGACGUGAACGAGCGGUUGCGAGUUCUGUUCAACUUGGCGACAAAAGCACCGGCAGGUGAAGCACUCAAGACACUUGCAGAAGAUAAUAAAGAGGAGACCGAGAUGCGUGAGAUGUCCCAGGAACAGUUGGAGCGACUGAUCCACCUGCUGCUUGAGACGAACCAAAUCCCCUCCGAGAAACGUGUGCUGGCUCGCGAGGAUGUCAAGUACCCGUUCCAGGAGUACAUUACAGCGACUUCAUCCGAUAUGCUCAAGGCUGCUGUACAGACUCAGAUACGUGACAAGAAGAUUACGAAAGAGGAAGCACAAGAACGUCAGACGUACACGUUUGACGCGUUCUCGCAACUCAUGCGAGGCAAGACUGUGUGUUUAUGGGGCGAAUGUUUCACCAACAGCAAGAAGAAAAUGAAGAACUAA